Molecule: messenger RNA, 1861 nt
Organism: Thrips palmi
Lineage: Eukaryota; Metazoa; Arthropoda; Insecta; Thysanoptera; Thripidae
Product: zinc finger protein 568-like
Exons: 3
Coding region: 227-1621 (464 amino acids)
Cellular component (GO): nucleus
Source: RefSeq, a predicted model, not a curated record
UGAGAAACUUCUACUUGGAAACGCUACUAAAAAGAACAAAUGACGGUGCACUAAUAUUUUGAAGUAAUUUGAAGGUUCAGGUUUGGUUGGUUUGCCCAGCAAAAACUGACAUUUCAGCUCGAGAGACAAUUUUUCUGACUAGAGAAUGUCAUUACAAUCGUUCAAGGCUCCUUCAUACAUGUACAUUCUACCCUGCUUGGUGUGCCACUGCUACUGACAGUCAAAGAUGAAGCUCAGACAAACUCUGGCUAGGAGUUGUAGAAAGCCGCAAAAUGGGCAAACGAACAUUGCUCGAAGCUUGAGACGAAAGAAGAAGACCAGUGGUUCUGCCUCUGACGAUGAUACUUCAUUUGAGGAAGUGACUCCUUUUUCUCCCAUGUGUGAUGAAAAUGACUACUCUGAUGAGGAGGAAAUCUUUUCAAGAGAGAAUGCGAACAAUGAAUCUGAUGAAGAAUAUGUCCCUGAAAUUAGCUCUCCUAAACCCGCUAAAACAAAAACAUCCAAUGGAUCUAAUACCACUAAAACCUCUUCUAAAGUAGGCAAAAAACAAAAACAGGUUAAUUUAAGUCAGACGUCAGAUGGACCCAUUGAUGUGGCAGAUUUGAAAAUGAUUCUUGGUAAUAUAGAAAUGGCAAGUUUCAAGGGAAUAUUGCAAGAAUUACCAGAGCACUUUGCUGACGAAUAUUGCAGAUACCUUUUCGCUCUUCAGGAAAAGAACUCAUCAUCACCUCAUCAAAACAUUCCUCAUUCACAACCUUCUGGUUAUUGUUCAAAGGCUUUCAUUUCAUCAAGCCACAAAUGUGUAAUUUGUGGCAAGAAAUUUAGCUCUGCAAGACAACUAAAGAGGCAUGUGAUUGCAGAACAUGAAACUCCACAGGGUUAUAAUUGUACCUCUUGUGACAAGCUUUUCAAAACAUUGGCCCUAUUCAAUCAUCAUGUAACUUUUGUUCAUUCUACUAGUCAUCAAUGCCUCUACUGUGAUGAAAGUUUUGAAGGUAUGCAGCGCUUAAACGAUCAUAUCAGGACUGCACAUUCUUGUAAACAUAGGUUUAUGUGCACUCUAUGUAAAAGGGGAUUUUCCAGAGGCUUUCAGUUGAUGAUGCACAUUAAUGUGCACACAGGUCUUACUCCUCAUAAAUGUAAACAAUGUCCUAAAGCUUACACAACAGCUGAUUCAUUGAGAGAACAUGAAAGACUUCAUUACAAGGACAAAUUUCAUUGCGACAAGUGUACUAAAAUUUUCCAUACGCAAAAGUUGUUAAAUUUGCACGCACUUUGGCAUGGAACAGAAAGGCGUUUCAAAUGUAAUGUUUGUGAGAGGGCGUUCAAAACACCCCAACAUUUGUUUAACCACCGGGCUACUCACAAUGAUGAUGCCCAUCAAGUUAAGAGACCACGAGUCAAAUCCAAAAAGCAUGUUGUGUCAAGUAAAGUUAAAGAAGAUGUGAAGAGUGAAAGUGGAGACAAUGUGACUUCACAGGACGAUAAGACUGAAUCAUUGUUAUUCUCAACUGAUAAUGAUCUCAAUCAGCAGCCAUUGAAUCUAGAGAAAACCAUAUUUGAAGACUUUGAAAUGGAGUGUGACAGUGACGAAGAUGAGGUUGUUUACCAACUCCUGUGAAGUAGCAUAAGUUUUCUUUGCUUAUGUUUCAAUUAAUUGGGUAAAUAAGUUGUUGAUCAAUUCAUGGGUUCUUUUAGUUUUUUAAAGUUUUUCUCAAGUGCUUAAAGUUUUUGAUUUUUAAGGUACAGUUCCAAUGUGUUUAAGUUAUACCAAUGAUAAUGAUGUCUAGUCUUUAUCAUAGCAUCUAGAAACUAGAAAGUUACCAUCUAAUAAAUGGCACUGGAUUUUUCUUUUAAUUAA